AUGGAGGUCAUCUUCAAGGAGGGACUGCUUUACCUUCAGGGUGCCAAAUUUGGAAAAAAAACAUGGCGCAAAGUAUGGAUGGUGCUUUACAAACCCAGCUCUAUGGGGGUUGGCCGGAUGGAGUUCUACGCCGUAGCCGACAGCAGUUCUCUCACUGAGCAAAAGAGGGCUGCUCGGCAGAAAACGGCUGAAAGAAAAGUCGUGCGUCUAACUGACUGUCUCAGCAUCACACCUGCACCAAAGGAGUCUUGUCCUGCUGGCUGCGCGGCCUUCUACCUAAACACCACACAGACCACCUACACCUUAGCCUCCACGUCAAGCCAGGACUGGCUGAGUGCCCUCUGUCUUCUAGCCUUCCAGAAGGAUCCUGGAGAAUCAGACAAAGGGGAUUUUGAGGGAGGAAAUGGCUUAACCAUGGCAGACAAUGACCUUUAUGCAUCUUGGAAAAGUGAUCUGACUCUUCCUCCGAACCAGUACCAAGUGACUAUCCAGAGCACAGAGGCAUCCAAGAGGUGCAAGCUGUCUGGGGAGUAUCUGGUCUCCAUAGAUACAGAGACUAUGGUACUGCUAGCCACGAGUACUCGUUACAUCAUUUACCGCUGGCCAUACAAGCUCCUACGCAAGUUUGGACAGAUUGAGGGGGGAUUCAGCAUCGAAGCGGGCCGUCGCUGCGAGUCGGGACAGGGAGUGUUCAUCUUUCUGACCCGGCAUGGUCCCCGGAUUGUUCAGACUAUAUCUAAGCAUUGUACAGUGGAGAGGAAUUCAGAGAGGCAGGGACUCAGUGCUCAAAGAUCAUUAUGUGACCUGUCUCCUGCUACCCUUCCUGCCACAGCUUACUCACUUGCUGAUCCUGCCAUCUACAAUCUUGCAGAUGUUUCUGCUGACACAGAGAACAAGUUUGCCAAUGAUUACCCUAUUUAUGACGACCCUGUACAGCAGCUAUCGCUUGUCAAGCCUCAUCCCUCUUGCAGCAAGGAGGCUGUGGGAGAGGAUGAUGACAAUGAGAAAGAGUUGUACCAUUCCCUGGAGGCUCUAAACCUGGAUAACGUCAUUGAAGACAGCAUUUAUUGCAAUGUGAGGAGAGGCACGCCUCCUUCUACGAGAAAAGCUGAGCUAGAUAAUUCAGAGUGCGUCUAUUCCAGCAUGAUAAAAGUUGAUUCUCUGCCAAACACCCAGCAUGAGCCUUCCUACACACUCUCAACGUUGCCUCUACCCCAGCCUCCUCCCAUAUCGGCUAUUUAUGCCAUAGCCAAACCCAAAAACCAGCAUGUGCUCCCUGUGAAUAACUCCUUCCAGCAAGGAUACAAUACACAAGCAGACCACUAUGAAGAUGACAUAAGUGAGACUGAGGAGGCCAGCAGCUCCCCUGCUCAAGUAACCCCCUCGGAGAUGCCUGGCAGUUUUAAACACAGACUGGCAGAAAUCAUUUCUAAGGACUUGGCAAAGUUCCAGCCUUCUCUUCCCUACGGAGCAGGCAGCCUCACAUUUUCUGAGUAGACUAUCAGUUAACAGACAGACUAGACAGAACCACUUUAUCUGUGAUAAAUUGUUAUAAAACACAAUUAGUUUCUUUGCUAAUGUAAAAUCCCCCUCCACUGGGAACGUGCAGUUCGGCGUUUUGGCUUGCAAAAUUUGUUUGAUUGUUUUUGCAGCUUGUUUUAUGAAAGAUGCACCUGGAAUACAUUUGAUCCGUGGAUGCUAUUGCAAAAAUAAGAUUUAUUUUGUUUUCGCCUUCACUGCGGGGAAUGUUAGGUGAAUACCGGGACAGUUUCAUAAUGCUGGGAAAGAAAACAGAUGAUGUCUCCUUGUUAUAUUUAAUGCGCUACACAUCAUCAUCAUCAUCAUCAUCAUCUCUGGAAUAGGUUUGCUUUCUUAAGCGGAGUCAGGGGGUUUUGUCACAUAUAAACCAACAGCUAUAAAACAGAGCAGAAAAAAGAGCAAUAACCCACACUGUACUUUGGUGUAAAUACUGCAUGUAUUGCUGACAAUCUCCAAUAAUUUAAAAAGCACACUCUUAUCUUAAGUAUAUCUUUAUUGUAUCAAAACAGCCAUCAUAAAAUACCCUUAACUAUACAUAAAUAGAAAAAUACUUGUUUUGUUUUUUUUAAUUAGACAAAUGUCACUAAUGAAAGUGGAAAUGUCUCUAGUAGUUCUGGGCAUAUAAAGUGCAAAAAAAGGGGCCUAUAAGAGUCCAUUGCAUCCUCAUGAAUCAACAAAUUCAAAGAUCUUAGCAGGUGUUUCUGAGUUUUACCUGUGCUUUUUUACAGGUAGUGCAGCAUCUAAACUAUUUAUUAUUAAGACAGGACACUAUGCAGUAAGACUGUCUCAUCAGUUGAUGUCUUCUGCCAUAUAAACGUCUGGAAACAAGUUAGAAGUCAGUGGUAUUUACUUUCUGAUACUGUCUACUAUUCUGACCCUCCUCUGCAUCACUGAGAUGUGAAGAUUCCCCAUCGCUGCUGCUGGAAGAAGCCCCUGAUUUAUUUGAUUCCAUGUCCGAUGUAGGUCCAAGUAAAAUCAGAUGGCCAAUAGAGGCGGAGGGGUCUCCGGUCAGAGGGUUCUG
This is a messenger RNA of Archocentrus centrarchus (flier cichlid), 2560 nucleotides long. RefSeq names its product docking protein 3 (gene dok3). Gene Ontology annotation, biological process: positive regulation of MAPK cascade; Ras protein signal transduction; cell surface receptor protein tyrosine kinase signaling pathway. The record is from RefSeq and is a predicted model, not a curated record. Gene Ontology annotation, cellular component: cytoplasm. Lineage: Eukaryota; Metazoa; Chordata; Actinopteri; Cichliformes; Cichlidae. Bases 1 to 1497 code for a protein of 498 amino acids. The transcript is spliced from 5 exons.